UCCCAGUGCUCACAGGCAUCGCACCUAUGUACCCCUGACUCAUGCUGUGCUUUCUUGCGAUCUCUCCAAGGUACCUACCAGGGCCAGUGGGCUGGAGGCAUGCGGCACGGCUACGGUGUGCGCCAGAGUGUGCCCUAUGGCAUGGCCACGGUGAUCCGCUCGCCCCUGCGCACCUCGCUGGCCUCCCUGCGCAGCGAGCAGAGCAAUGGCAGCGUGCUCCACGAUGCAGCGGCUGCAGCUGACAGCCCGGCAGGCACCCGCGGAGGCUUCGUGCUCAACUUCCACGCUGAUGCCGAGCUUGGAGGCAAGAAAAAGGGMGGCCUCUUCCGCAGGGGCUCCCUUCUCGGAAGCAUGAAACUUCGCAAGUCSGAGUCCAAGUCUUCCAUCUCCAGCAAGCGGAGCUCGGUCCGCAGCGACGCAGCCAUGAGCAGAAUUAGUUCCAGUGAUGCCAACUCCACCAUCAGCUUUGGCGACGUCGAUUGUGAUUUUUGCCCCGUGGAAGACCACGUGGACGCCACCACCACUGAAACCUACAUGGGCGAGUGGAAGAACGACAAGCGCAAUGGUUUCGGCAUCAGCGAGCGCUCCAACGGCAUGAAGUAUGAAGGCGAGUGGGCAAAUAACAAGAGGCAUGGAUAUGGCUGUACCGUGUUCCCUGAUGGCUCCAAAGAAGAGGGAAAAUACAAAAAUAAUAUUCUGGUCCGUGGAAUAAGGAAGCAGCUUAUACCAAUAAGAAAUACAAAAACUAGGGAGAAGGUGGACAGAGCAAUAGAAGGCGCACAAAGGGCAGCCGCCAUGGCGAGAACCAAAGUGGAAAUUGCGAAUUCAAGGUAUGUAAAUGCAAG
Molecule: messenger RNA, 845 nt
Organism: Urocitellus parryii (Arctic ground squirrel)
Lineage: Eukaryota; Metazoa; Chordata; Mammalia; Rodentia; Sciuridae
Source: RefSeq, a predicted model, not a curated record